Messenger RNA from Theobroma umbraticum, 1425 nucleotides. RefSeq names its product pentatricopeptide repeat 336 (gene PPR336). Gene Ontology annotation, molecular function: protein binding. Lineage: Eukaryota; Viridiplantae; Streptophyta; Magnoliopsida; Malvales; Malvaceae. The record is from RefSeq and is a predicted model, not a curated record.
UUUUCUUCCCGCCGCACUCUUCUCACUGAUCUCAAACUUGGAAACCCCAAAACCCUAGCUACGUCCGAAUCACCUCCAAAAAAAUGGCUUCACUCUCUCGCAUCCGUGCAUCAACAACUGCCGCGACUUUCCGCCUCCGUCACUUCUCGAUCCUCGCCCCGGACUCCUCCACCCCUCUCAACUCCCACCAAAAAACACGCGCUGCACUCUCCCUCCUUAAAUCCGAGCAAAACCCCGACCGUAUCCUCGAAAUUUGCCGCGCCGCCUCCCUCACUCCAGCCGCGCACCUCGACCGAAUCACUUUCUCUGUAGCAAUCUCCAAACUCUCUGAAGGCAAGCAUUUCCAAUCCAUCGACACUUUCCUCCACGAGCUCCGUUCCCGCCCUGACUUACAAAACGAGCGUUUCGCUUCCCAUUCUUUAAUCCUCUACGGUCAAGCCAAGAUGCUUAACCACGCCUUAACGGCCUUUGACGAGUUUUAUAAUGAAGGGUUAUGCCGUUCGGCGAAAUCCUUAAACGCUUUGCUUGUGGCGGGGAUUAUAUCGAAGGAUUAUGAAGCAGUGAAGAGGAUUUUCCUGGAAUUUCCUAAAAGGUAUGGGAUCGAACCCGAUUUAGAAUGUUAUAAUUCUGCGAUUAAAGCUAUGUGUGAAUCUGGGUUUUCGAGUUCAGCUUAUUCCAUUUUGGUUGAUAUGAAAAGUAAAGGGGUUCUACCAAAUGCGACGACUUUUGGGACUUUGUUAGCGGGGUUUUAUAGGGAGGAGAAGUAUGAGGAUGUCGGGAAAGUGUUAAAUUUGAUGAAGGAAGAUGGGGUUCCUGUUGGGGUUAGUACUUAUAAUACAAGGAUUCGAAGCUUGUGUAUGUUGAAGAAGUCUACUGAGGCAAAGGCUUUACUUGAUGGGAUGCUGUCAAGAGGGAUGAAACCGAAUACGGUCACGUAUAACAAUUUGAUUCAUGGGUUUUGUAAGGAAGGGAAUUUGGAGGAAGCUAAGAGAUUGUUUAAGAGUAUGAGGAAUUCGGGUUUGGAGCCGGAUAGUCAAUGCUAUUUUACUUUGGUGCAUUUCUUGUGCCAAGGUGGGGAUUUUGAGGCUGCUUUGAGUAUUUGUACGGAGAGUAUGGAGAAAAAUUGGGUUCCAAGUUUUUCAUCUAUGAAAUCGCUUGUGAAUGGACUUGCUAGUAUGUCUAAGGUUGAGGAGGCAAAGGAACUUAUCCAGAAGGUUAAGGAGAAGUUCUCAAAAAAUGCAGAUUUAUGGGAUGAAGUUGAAAAGAGUUUGACCCAAUAGAGAAGCUAACUAGGGUGUCCUAGAGUUUGUUAUUUAAGAGCUUGAGCAUGAAUUAUUAAAGCCAGUCAGGCCAGUUUUGUAUGGAAAUGAAACUGAAUAGGGCAUUUUCUCAUGAACAGGAUGGAUCCGAUUUCAUUUUGUUUCU